Molecule: messenger RNA, 1137 nt
Organism: Physella acuta
Lineage: Eukaryota; Metazoa; Mollusca; Gastropoda; Physidae
Product: A disintegrin and metalloproteinase with thrombospondin motifs like
Biological process (GO): membrane protein ectodomain proteolysis
Molecular function (GO): metalloendopeptidase activity
Source: RefSeq, a predicted model, not a curated record
AUGAGGUCCAUGAUUGUUACCUGGGUCUUAGCUAUGGUGUUCCUUAUACGUUUUAGCUCUGGCAUAACAGUGCGUUUAAAGUACAGCACCAGUGACGUCAUAAACCAAACACCACCUGAUUACGUCAACAUAACCGUUGUCAUCAGCGUUAACACAACAGCCGAACUUCGCAUGCAGCGUGUUCCUUAUAUCCGUCUAGACACGCCGGUCUAUACAUUGACAACUGACAAAGAUGGACGCCCGAUUCCUGCUAGAGAGUUUGUCGUCAUUCCUGAAAAUAUGGGCUACUAUCAGGACGUAGAAGGUAACGCCGCCCUACAGAUUGAAAGAAUAGAUGGAUCCACGGACAAUGACACUCGACUUUCACUGAGAGGUACUUUUACUCACGACGGCGUGGUCUACACGCUCUCACCUACUGCACGUGCUGAGCGAGACGUGUCCACACAGUUUGAACAUUUCGACCUUCAGGAGCUCAAGCCUUAUCCUGCUAACGCUUUUGAUUACGUGGUGCCCAAAAAAAACACAGACGUCGCAAAAGGCAUCAAUAUAAAUAAUCCAACAUUUAUUCCCCCAUUAACCAAUCGUCGCCGUAAACGCCAGACAAAACCCGACUACUACAUUGACGUGGUUGCUAUGGUAGACUUUGGCUGCUGGAAGAUCUUCCUGGCUAAAGCCACGGGUGUGAGAGAUGACGCCAUCAGAAACAUACAGAAAUAUUUUUCUUUGAUUUUCAAUGGGGUUGAUAGCAUGUAUCAUAGCAUAACUACAACCAACUUCAUUCUUAACGUUAGACUGAAAAAAAUCAUUAUCUGUGAGACCUCCGAUGCAUCACCAUUCACAAACAAUGCGACAACACUUGCUGAAAACUAUGUGGACAGCUAUGCUGGACUGAAUAUUUUGGCUGACUACGUUAAGACCAACGAAGGGUCUCUGUUUAUACCAUAUGACCACGUCAUGUUGUUUAUCGGCUACAACUUAACCGAUUCUAAUCGCAAUGCCGAUCUACUAGGUCUUGCUUAUGUGGGUACUACGUGUAAUGCUGGUGGUUUGAGCACUUCAGUUGUUGAAGAAAUGGGGGUUUACUCUUCCAUACAUACAGCAGCACACGAGCUAGGACAUGGAACAAUUUAUCACUAA